UGCCUGAUGUGUUGAUUGCUCGUCUUUGUGUUUAUUUCGCUUCCAACUUCAGAUCUCUAUGAAAUAUUCUAUUGUUUUGACGCAUUCAUUCAGAUUCUUAAUUAUUUCAUUUAAUUCAUUCAAAAAUCGAAUAUUCUAUCACAAUCUCAUUUUAAAUUGUGAAAUUUCAACUGAAUCGUCGAGAAAUAGAUCUGAGAUGAGCGAUAACAGUGGUAUAUCGCCUGCUCUUGCUGCAGCAAUCAUACGUAGAAAGGAAAUAGAAAAGAGGAUACAAGAAAAAUCCAAAGAGGAGUUGAUUGAUCCAAAUGCGAUAAACCCAUAUGAGGAAAAUACUAAGGAUUGGUACGAGUUCGAGACGAAACGUCGGUGGAGCAGAUACACACAGUUGAAAAAAGUGGCAAAGGAGAGAAUUGCUGAAGCACGUCAACGAUUGGGAAAUCAACCAGAUGCGAACACAAAAUACAAAUCGAAUAUGUACCCACCACCAGAAAUGGAAAUGAAUUAUCAAUUAUUCAAAUAUCUGAGAAGCCAAGAAAAAAACAACAACGGUGACACAGAGCGGAAUGGGAAUGACAAUUAGACGUAAAUAUCAACACGAAUGCUGAUUAUUAUGAACCAGUUUGAAGUGAAAACUCAACUCGAGGAACGAUACUAUGAUAAUUCUUGAUUUUAUUUAAUAUGAUUUGAUUUUAAUUAAAUUGAAACAACGAUUUUCUUGAUGAUGGCUUCUUAAGUUGAUUAACACAGCUUUGUUUUGAGUUUAAAUGACACAUGCUUUGACGUUUGUUGAUGAAAUCUAUGAAGUAAAGAAAAAGAUGAAUAAAUAAAGAGAAAAAUGAGAGUGAAAA
This is a messenger RNA of Sitodiplosis mosellana (orange wheat blossom midge), 848 nucleotides long. RefSeq lists its product as uncharacterized. The transcript has 3 exons. NCBI's taxonomy places the organism in Eukaryota, Metazoa, Arthropoda, Insecta, Diptera, Cecidomyiidae. The record is from RefSeq and is a predicted model, not a curated record. Bases 59 to 580 code for a protein of 173 amino acids.